AAGAAGAAAAACAUGUUGGGGAAAUUUACAGAGCAAGUACAAAUAAAUGCAGCAGCAAGUGAAGUUUGGAAUCUCUAUGGCUCUAAUGAAUUUCCAAAAUUUGUUGUUGAAAAACUCCCACACAUUGUUGAAAAAGUUGAGUUGAUUGAAGGCAAUGGAGGAGCUGGUACACUUGUGCAAGUUAGUUUACCUGGAAAUCCUCCAUAUAAAGAGAAGUUUGUGUUAAUGGAUGAUGAAAAAAGAGUGAAGGGAGUAGAGAUUGUUGAAGGUGGAUAUCUUGAUCUUGGAUUCACUUUCUAUGGAAUCAAAUUUGAAGUCAUUGAGAAGGAUGAAAAUUCAUCUUUCAUCAAACUUACAAUUGAUUUUGAGACUAAAGAUGUUGAAAAUAUUCAUCUUACUAUUCCCAACCUCCAAGCUUUUCUUGCCAUCAUGAAAGCUUCUGCUGAUUAUCUUGAGAAAUAAUAUUUUUAUUAUUAUUAUUAUUGGAUUUUUUCAUAGUUUAUGUUGUUUUCCAUUUUACUAAUUUCUUCUUGUUGUUAUUUCUCUUUCUUGUAUUAAUGUAUUGUAUUAUGAUGGACUUACUAUUGGAUGUUAUUAUUUUUUGUCAUGAAUAAAGUAAGAUAAGGUCAUUGUUUA
Solanum verrucosum is the source of this 636-nucleotide messenger RNA. RefSeq names its product norbelladine synthase-like. The coding region runs from base 13 to 462 and encodes 149 amino acids. The record is from RefSeq and is a predicted model, not a curated record. The transcript is spliced from 3 exons. Gene Ontology annotation, molecular function: abscisic acid binding; signaling receptor activity; protein phosphatase inhibitor activity. Gene Ontology annotation, biological process: defense response; abscisic acid-activated signaling pathway. NCBI's taxonomy places the organism in Eukaryota, Viridiplantae, Streptophyta, Magnoliopsida, Solanales, Solanaceae. Gene Ontology annotation, cellular component: nucleus; cytoplasm.